ACUACGUCAAAUCACGAGGUAGUUAAUGAAUACAUGGCAUAUCGGUGCCAGGUGAGCGUGCUAUCGAUAGGGAAUAAAUGGUAUGUCCGUUUACUUGAAAAAUAGAGUUCAAUUAUGUCGAUCAUUUACAGUCUCAUAGCUCGCGGUACUACAGUUCUAGUCGACUACACAGAAUCUAGUGGCAACUUCCAACAGAUAACAGGUUCAAUUUUGCAAAGGAUUCCCUUGCACGACGAUACUAAAUGCACGUAUGUUUCGGGAAGCUACCAUUUUCAUGUGAUAGUUGAUGAUGGACUCGUAUAUCUUUGUAUGGCGGAUGAGGACUUUGGAAAGAGACAGCCGUAUGCAUUCCUUGAGGAGAUAAAACGAAGAUUUGUUAACAGUUCACUGAAGCAGAGAGCAAUCUCAGCUCAUGCAUAUGAAUUCAGACGAGAUUUUGGACAAGUACUAGUAAGUCAAAUGUCUUUGUACUCUGAUCCUGGAUAUGAUGAGUCAGACCAGAUUUCCAAAGUACGAAGGGAAGUUAAUGAGGUCAAAGAUGUCAUGACUGAAAAUAUAGAAAAAGUUCUUGAACGAGGUGAGAAGAUUGAUGUUCUUGUGGGAAAGGCAGAAGAACUGGAUCAAAGUUCUCAGGUGUUUCACAGACAUUCAAAAAGGUUACGCAGAGAAAUGUGGUGGAAGAACAAGAAGAUGUGCCUAAUUUUGGUUUUUGUAAUAGCCGUUAUAAUUGCAGCAAUAGUAUUGGCCGUUCUUGGUGUUGAAGGAAAACUAAAAUAAUGUGCCACUAUUGAACAAACUUCACAUUUUUAUUGAUUCUACAUACAAUCUGUCGUUAUCUUUCCAGUUUACAGUGUAUGAUUCAAAGUUAUUGAAGUGUGUAGAGCUUUCUUGAUUACUACAAAUUAAAAGAAAUCCUUCUCGGUGUA
Stylophora pistillata is the source of this 926-nucleotide messenger RNA. Its product is annotated as vesicle-associated membrane protein 7B. The record is from RefSeq and is a predicted model, not a curated record. Gene Ontology annotation, molecular function: SNAP receptor activity; SNARE binding. Gene Ontology annotation, cellular component: SNARE complex; membrane. Lineage: Eukaryota; Metazoa; Cnidaria; Anthozoa; Scleractinia; Pocilloporidae. Gene Ontology annotation, biological process: vesicle fusion; exocytosis.